GAAAGAUCUCAGAAAGUCAACUUUGUCUGGUAUAUAAACGGCUCUGCUCUCUGUCGAGAUCCAAAUCGACUCACCGAGUUCCGGAUUUGAUCCUGAUAUGGCCGUCGGAGAGUGGCGUCGAGGCCCGACCAUCGGCCGUGGCUCCGCCGCCGCCGUCUCUGCGGCGGUGGCGUCCCCCUCCGGCAUCGUAUUUGCCGUCAAGUAUGCCGACGUGUUCGCCUCGGCUCCUCUGCAACGAGAGCAGGGGAUCCUCUCCUCCCUCCGGCACCACCCCAACAUCGUCUCCUACCUCGGCUUCGAGGUCGCCGAUGGAGUCUACAACCUCUUCCUCGAGUAUGCUUCUCUCGGUUCCCUCUCCGACCGCAUAGAGGCUCGCGGCGGCCGCCUCGAAGAGCCGGAGAUCCGCUCCUACGCCGGCGACCUCCUCCGCGGCUUGGCCCACCUCCACGCCGCCGGCGUCGCGCACCGCGACGUCAAGAGCCGGAAUGUCCUCGUCUUCGCCGGAGGCCUCGCGAAGCUCGCGGACUUCGGGUGCGCGCGGCGGACCGCAGCGCCGCCGCUUUCGGGGACGCCGAUGUACAUGGCGCCGGAGGCCGCGCGCGGGGAGGCGCAGGGCUUGCCCGCCGACGUGUGGGCGCUCGGGUGCACGGUCAUAGAAAUGGCGACCGGGCGGCCGCCGUGGCCGGACGUCGCCGACCCGGUGGCGGCUCUUCACCGCUCCGGGUUCACCGGCGACGUCCCCGAGUGCCCCGGGUGGUUGUCGGCCGAGGCGAGGGACUUCGUGGGGAAGUGCUUGAAGAGGGACGCAAAAGGGCGGUGGACGGCGGAGCAACUGCUUCAUCACCCGUUCGUGGCGAAGACGAUGAACUCGCCGGAAAACGCCUCCACCCCAACAGAUCAAAUCCGGGUAUCCCCGAAGAGCACGCUGGAGCAGAGCAUGUGGCCGGACUCCGAAGAAGAAGAGCACCACUACGACAGCCCGGAGGAGAGGCUCCGGCUUCUCGCCGGCAGCGCCUCUCCGGCGAUCAACUGGGGAAGCGACGACAACUGGAUCACAGUAAGGUCCGACGAGAUGCAAUCUCCGGCAGCGACAGCAGAAGAUGACGACGAACUCAGCGCAUCAGAAGGAACCGAACCCUCUUUCUUCGAUUCAAUUCAAGUUCCAGAUAACAGAAACGAUCCAUUUCUUGUAGAAUCGAUGACGAAUGAAAUUGUAGAACGCAGUCAAUCCCCUGUGUUCGUCGUCAACAGUGAUAGUAAAAAUUCAAUCUUUAUGUCAAGCUUGCCGCACUUGUUCCUUUUUUUGUUUUCCUAUAUAGUUAUGAAUUCUUUCAAGCGAAUAGUGAAAGCAUAUUCCGGCGAGCCAGCUAAAGAGGAAACAGAGCGUGAUUUAGGUGAUUAG
Molecule: messenger RNA, 1402 nt
Organism: Zingiber officinale
Lineage: Eukaryota; Viridiplantae; Streptophyta; Magnoliopsida; Zingiberales; Zingiberaceae
Product: mitogen-activated protein kinase kinase kinase 18-like
Exons: 1
Coding region: 98-1402 (434 amino acids)
Biological process (GO): protein phosphorylation
Molecular function (GO): protein kinase activity; ATP binding
Source: RefSeq, a predicted model, not a curated record